Spea bombifrons (plains spadefoot toad) is the source of this 2735-nucleotide messenger RNA. It is a transcript of the gene RNF217, whose product is annotated as ring finger protein 217. NCBI's taxonomy places the organism in Eukaryota, Metazoa, Chordata, Amphibia, Anura, Pelobatidae. The coding region runs from base 289 to 1743 and encodes 484 amino acids. Gene Ontology annotation, biological process: protein polyubiquitination; ubiquitin-dependent protein catabolic process; positive regulation of proteasomal ubiquitin-dependent protein catabolic process. The transcript has 6 exons. The record is from RefSeq and is a predicted model, not a curated record. Gene Ontology annotation, molecular function: zinc ion binding; ubiquitin protein ligase activity; ubiquitin conjugating enzyme binding. Gene Ontology annotation, cellular component: cytoplasm; ubiquitin ligase complex.
CAGAGCAGGAAAGAUGUAGGCUGUCUCCGCCCCCCCUGGUGCAUGCUCCGGAGUGCCAUGCAAUCCCAGUGCCUCUCUGUUCUGUACAGAGAAGUGCAGGAAGAGUGCAGCUCUGGGGUAAGCAGAUAAGGGCUGUGUAUGGGGCCUCUGCCCAGGUGUAUUCGGUGCGUAGCACAUACUCACACAACGACCGGUGCCUUGCCCCAAGCAAAUCACAGAGGGGCAGAGGUUCCUGGAGGAACCCGGAAGCAAAAUUGAAGUGUAAUAAGUCUCCGCAGAUACUGCUGCAUGGGCAGGAGAACACUAAGGAUGGGGGAUCAGCAUGAAGAGCUGCAUCAGAGGGGCACACGGGACGCCCACACUGCCAGCAGUGACGAAGGGGGAGAGGAGGAGGAAGAGGAUGGAGGUAAAGCAGACGAGGUGUUUGCAGACCCUUUGAUACUGCAAAAUGUACGUGUUUUGGGGUCACCAGGUGACCCACAAGCUGAGGUCAACUCGGAUGACCAGGAUUUUGUGGCGAUUGGUUCUACUGGAGACGUUGAUAGAGGUGAUGCACUAGAGUUACAGGAGGUAACCUCUCAGGAGACGGACAUCAUGGAAUAUGAGCCCACAUCUGAGAGGUUUGCAAGAACCAAGGGUAUCACUGGUAGCUCAGGGGCCCCGAAGACCAAGAGGAGAUGUAGCGUUCUUUGCACCGUUUACUGUGUGGAGAGUGAACUGUCGGGAGAGCCUCCCCCUGUGUACUCUGCUGAUCAGAGUAAUCUGCCAGAUGUCCCUACAAGGAGCUCCGAGAGGGUAUCUUACGAGCUGCCCCUUUCCCCGACCAGCCUGGACCUGGAUUUGUCACCUUACUUGAUCAGCAGCUUGGCAGACCCAGGGAACAAGGUGCUGAUGAACUGUCGGGUGUGUUUGGAGGACAGGUCCAUCAAACCCCUUGUUUGCUGCAAGAAACCUGUUUGUGAGGAAUGUCUGAAGAGAUACUUGAGCUCCCAGGUCCAUAUAGGACAAGUGGAAAUAAAAUGUCCCAUUACUGAGUGCAAUAAACACCUGGACGAAUCCACCAUUGUGUACAAUCUGCCACGUGAUGAAAUCCUCAAAUACAAGUACUUCCUGGAACUCAGUCGCAUGGACUCCAGCACCAAGCCCUGCCCCCAGUGCAAGCACUUCACAACAUUUAAGAGGAAAGCCCACGUUCCAAACCUAAGCAAAUCCGAGAUCAAGUUCAAAAUUCAGUGCCCAUCUUGCCAAUUUAUAUGGUGUUUUAAGUGCCAUUCUCCCUGGCAUGAAGGUGUAAACUGUAGAGAGUACAAGAAAGGAGACAAGCUGUUGCGUCACUGGGCUGGUGAAAUUGAACAUGGGCAAAGAAAUGCCCAGAAAUGUCCAAAAUGCAAGGUCCACAUUCAGAGAACAGAAGGAUGCGAUCACAUGACCUGUUCUCAAUGUAACACUAAUUUCUGCUACCGCUGUGGAGAGAGAUACCGCCAGCUACGCUUCUUUGGUGAUCACACAUCAAACCUCAGUAUAUUUGGAUGCAAAUACCGCUACCUCCCAGAGAGACCGCACGUAAGGAGAUUAGUGCGAGGCUCUGUUUGUGCUGGUAAACUACUCAUUGCACCCCUGCUAAUAGUUCUAGGUUUGGUACUUGGAGCCAUUGCAGUUGUAAUCGGAAUAUUUGUAUUGCCUGUCUAUGUCCUUUGUAAAAAGCGACGAAAAAGGACGCGGUCCAAUGGUAUGUCAUGGUAAGAUUAGGGGACCCUGUGAAGCUUGAAACAGUCCCAGGGGCUAUACUAAACUGUGCAGCAGAAAACAUUAUUUUGUUGAAGCUGGAAUUCCGAAAGACCUUCAAUGCUCCAUACAGCUCCCUAUGACAGACCACAAUGCCACCUAUUCCUGGUGCACUCCUGGAUGGACAUGCCCAGAAUUGCUGCUUUUUUAAUUUGUAUAAUGUUUUUAUUUCGGACCUUUGAUUUAAUUACCAUUCCCUUAAUAGAUGUGUCAAUGUAAGUUUAGGCUGCGGAUUCUUAGACAAUCAAAAUAAGAAACCUGAUCAGAACUUGAAGAUUGGACAGCCAUUUUUUUCGUACACCUGUGGUUAUAAGACUAGCCUAGGCAAUGCCUAUGGCACAAAAUACUUUUUUAUUUAUUAAGAUUAUGUUUGGCAAAUUCAUUUUAGCCAAGAAACAGGUGUCCAGUCCAAGUGGGAUGUAACAGUACAAACUGUUCAGCAGCCACAAAGAAUUCUGUGCUCAAUGUCCACUACUGCCACGACUGCUGUACAUAUGGCAGUAAGGCCAGUGAUGAGAGAUUGAAACAUAAGUUUUGCACUGAUAAUAGAUUGCUCAGGCAGGGAUUUAAUUUUGCAUAUGUUCAUACAGAGCUCUACCAAUUAUUAAACCUGUGGCCGUCUGUUUCAUUUACCACACCAUGUUAUUCCAACCAACGGUCUUAUCUAGCCUGGCUUUGGUUAGUAACCAUAUUUGACCAGAUCACAGGAGGAUAGCAUUUGCCUUUUUAAGUAUAUUUUCAUAUUGUUUUAAUGUGUCUUCCUUUUAGUUUCUGCUUACAACACAAUGUCCUUUGUGUUAUACUAAUAUUACAAAAAAUAAAGGAGGUGAGGCAGGGUUAUCUUAAUGUUCUAGCCCAGGUACCCUCUGUUGUGACACUAAAAAAAAAAAAAACACGAACUGCUUCCAUGUCAGGUCCAUAGCAUUGUUCUCAAAGGUACAAACGCAAAA